GUUGAGAGGGGCAUGAGGCAGAGAGAGGAGCUUGGACUGACUAUCUUUUUGUAACUCCCGGCCAUUUGAAGCUUUCUCGUACAAUCUCAAACAUCGUAGCUCAGGGGUGUCAAUGAUGAACGACCAGCAAUGAAAAUGCACAGUGUGAUUUAAGUCCAGUAGCUUCUGAUGUUUGCUUUGCCCCUCCGGACUUUGAAUGUGACUUUUGAGUGAAGCUCAUCUCGCAGGCCCUGUUGCCACGACAACUGAGGCAGCCGAUUUAUGCUGUGGUGUCAUGGCAGGACUAUGUCCAGCAUACAGAUGGACCACUCUGAACUCUCUAAAUGAAGAACCAUCUGCUAUUGCUGUGCUUUUUGGCCCCAUCACUGGCUGCAUAUGUACACAGUAAACCUCAUGACAAAAAUCAGCAUUUUUCCAAACACAACGACACUCCAGAAAAGCAGCACAACCCACAGUUAAUGAAGCUUAAUGAGAGUAAAAGUGGAGUUCUUCCCACGUUUCUGCCUUUUGAGUCCAGCACUCAGGACGCGGAAGAUGAGGACGUGAGUGAGGAGAAAGAGAGCCAUGAGGAGCUGAAGCAGGCAAUGCCAAAAGAACUCAAAGUCUCAGAGGAAGGUAAGGGCAAUAGCCCUCUGCUCCUCAGUGAGGAGGCAUUAACUCAGCUCCUGCGGGACUCUGAGGAAGCAGGAGAACCUGUUGAAGAUGAUGACCAUCCAAGUGGGAAAUCAGAAAAUCAGAAGGAGACACAGGAAGAGAAUGAGGAACGUGGGGAGUCCACAAAUAAAAAAAUAGCAGACAACAAUGAAGGUGAAAAUAAGGAAGAGGAUGGGACGGAGAUUGAUAGCAGUACAGAGUCAGAGAUCCCAAUCGAUUUAGACUAUGCAUCUGAUAGUGAUGUCUCAAAACCAUUGCCCAUUAAGCUCGAGGAGGCCAAACAGGUAGAAAAAACAGAAGAUGUGAUCCCCACAGCCAUGGACUAUGAUUCCCAACAAUCCAGCGGCUCUGAAAACUCCAAAGAGGACAUUUUAGAGGAACAAUCUGAGCAGGAAGUGUCAGAGGAAAAACAACAAACACUGGAUGAGCUGAUAGAACCACUUCAAGAUUCUGAAAAUGACAAAAACAAUGUGGGUGAAAACAAACCAGGUGAAGAUCAGGAAAAGCUGGAGCGUGAAAAGGACAUCAGUCAUUCUGAAAGUAUUCCUUCCAGUGCCAAGAUAGCAAAGAAGGAGAGUAGUCAUGGAAAAAGCAAAGGGAAGAAGCAGCGGAAGAAGCAGGAUAUGCAGAAUGACCAGGCCAGUACAAUGGAAGCUAAUAAUGAAGAUGUUCAGAGGAAACAUCACGAGAAAGAUGUGCACCCCACUGAAAAUUCAGCGCCUAAACCAAGAAAGAACAACGGGAAACGGGCUCACUUGGUUGGGAUGAAUCCGGUACAGAUUAAGGCCUCUAUGGAGCUGUAUCCUGACAUAAGACCCACCCAUCGACCCAGCGGACAGGAGGUGCCCGUUGCCCUUUGUGAAAACUUUCGCUGUAAACGAGGAAAGACAUGCAUAAUAAACGACGAGAACAAGCCAGUUUGUGUGUGUCAGGAGCCUUCGGCAUGUCCUCCCAGUAUGAAUGAAUUUGACCAUGUGUGUGGAACUGACAAUAAGACAUACGACACAUCUUGUCAGCUCUUUGCCACCAAGUGUGGUCUUGAGGGGACCAAAAUGGGCCACAGACUUCACCUGGACUACACUGGACCAUGCAAAUUUAUUGCACCAUGUCUAGAGACCGAGCUUGUUCAGUUCCCUCUGCGCAUGCGGGAUUGGCUGAAGAAUGUACUUCUGCAGCUAUAUGAACACGACUCCAUGUCUCCUGGCUUUCUCACACCUAAACAAAGAAUCAAGGUUCAGAAGAUCUUUGAAGGUGAAAGGCGUCUUCACGCGGGUGAUCAUCCCAUUGAGCUUCUACUGAAGGACUUUGAGAAAAACUACAACAUGUACAUUUAUCCAGUGCACUGGCAGUUUGCACAAAUGGAUCAACAUCCUUCCGACAGGUUCCUCUCUCAUUCGGAGUUGGCUCCUCUGCGCGUUCCUCUAGUACCCAUUGAGCACUGCACCUCAGUCUUUUUCCAAAAAUGUGACGAUGACAAGGACAAGCUAGUCUCCUUCAGGGAGUGGUGCAGCUGCUUUGGCAUUAAGGAAGAGGAUAUGGACUCCAAUCUGCUUUUCUGAACUUUUCUCGAGGGCCUUAACAAGCAUCUUUGAGUGACUGGAAGAAACAAAUAGGUUGGUUGAGUCUUUAUUGCAGGAGGCAGAGGUUUAUUAAGUAAGACGAUACUGUUUUCGUAUUCAUGUAUUAAUCAAGGUGAAGGACAAGGAUGUCUAAGAUCAUUUAUGUUGUUUAAUGCAUUACAUGCAUUGCAUAUGCCUAUUAAAUAGCCUAUAUUCUGAGUAGUUUGUAAAGUAUUAACUAUAUUGUUAUAGUUUUAGGAUUUUUGUAUGUUUUCCAGUGGGGGAAGUGUUUACACAGUACAUUAUUAUAGAGGUUGGAAAACAAUUUAUAAUUUCUCAUGUGUCUUUGUUGCAGAAUGACAAGCUUACAUAUUUAUUUCAAGUUUUGUUAAUAGUUAAAAGCAUAAAUCAGGACAGGAUUUUUUUCCCAUGAACAUGUUUUCUGUAUGUUACUGUGAAACACUUAUAACUCU
This is a messenger RNA of Misgurnus anguillicaudatus (oriental weatherfish), 2686 nucleotides long. NCBI's taxonomy places the organism in Eukaryota, Metazoa, Chordata, Actinopteri, Cypriniformes, Cobitidae. The record is from RefSeq and is a predicted model, not a curated record.